This is a messenger RNA of Cheilinus undulatus (humphead wrasse), 2231 nucleotides long. RefSeq names its product synembryn-A-like. The record is from RefSeq and is a predicted model, not a curated record. The transcript has 14 exons. Gene Ontology annotation, biological process: G protein-coupled receptor signaling pathway. Lineage: Eukaryota; Metazoa; Chordata; Actinopteri; Labriformes; Labridae. Gene Ontology annotation, molecular function: G-protein alpha-subunit binding; guanyl-nucleotide exchange factor activity. Bases 139 to 2217 code for a protein of 692 amino acids. Gene Ontology annotation, cellular component: cytoplasm; plasma membrane.
CGUCCAGGUCCACGUGUUUGUCCUCUGAAUGAAACGGGAUGAUCUUGAGUGCCUGAACAUGCUGCUCCUUUGUCUCCUUUUCAACUGUUGAAGCCUUGACAGUGUCCUCUUGGAGGAAGUCUGCAUCUGACCUUAAGCAUGGUGGUGGACCUGGAGGGGAUAAUCCACUGCAUGAAGCAGGGUGAUGAGAAUGGUGUUCAGUCCCAGCUGCAGGAGUUUACCAAAGAGUAUGCUCAGUGCUUCUUCUUUGACGCAGAGGAGAGAGAACGGAGAAAAAAAAGAAAACUAGAAGAGUUCAGGAAGACUAAAGUGAGAGAGUACAAUGAGUCUGACUCAGACUGUGAUGAGUACGACCAGGAGCAUCGAGACCUCAUCCUCAGACAGAAUUUAGCUGUCAUUCUUGUGCGGUUUAUAAGAACAGGAGUUAAGUGUCGUGUGUUGAGAUUAUGUCUGCGCUCCCUGAGGAUCCUCUCCAGAGAUAAAAAGGUCCUGGGCCCCCUGGUGAAUGACAGCACUCUCCUCACUCUGGCCAAAGUCGCUGGCCUGACAACAGCUGAUUUAAGUGACGAAGGUGGUGUCCCUGACUCUGAUUUCUACGACAGCAUCAUUUCUUCUCUCUCUGAGGCAAGAGUACUGCAGAGUCGCAUUGGGGAAGACGAAUGUGAUGUUGAAGCAAGUGACCAAAACGAAGAGAGCUCUGCCUUCGAUGAUGAUGCCAAGAGUGACAUCAGCAUCGCCAACACUGGAGAUCUAGACAGCAUCAGCUGGAGCGGGAGUCACCGGCCCAGCAUCAACGAGACACACCAUGCUGCAGAUCACCACAAGGUGCUGGAGCAAGGGAGGAGGGACCGCAGAGAGAGCAAGAUGGAGGAUGAAGAAGAGGAAGAGGAGGGAUCAGGAGAGGAAGUGCAGAGAAAGGAGGCCAUGAAAGUGUUGUGUAAUGUGGUGUACAACAGCACUUGGGCUCAGGAGAGGUUCAGUGCUCUAAGGCUCAUGUGUGGCCUCAUUGAGCGUCUGUCCUCCAGUGCAACCUCACCCCCCUCCAGUGGCCAGUUUUAUGAAUUACGCCUCCUGUUUCUCAUGACAGCACUCAGGCCAGAGCUCAGGACUCAACUUCAUCAGGAGGGAGGUGUGUCCAUCCUCACAGAAGCCAUGGAGAGAAGCCUGGAGGUUCAGUGGAAGGACCAGUAUGAAUGUGUAGUAGCAGCAGCAUCAGAAACCAUCUCACUGGAAGUGUCUCAACGUAUCAUUGAGAUCCUCAAAAUCCUCUUCAACAUCACCUACAGCACGCACAGGCAGGACCCAAGUGAGGAAGACGCAGCUCUUUACCGACGCCUGGUGGCCAUCUUGCGCCUCUGCCUGAUGAGGAAGUGCAUGCUCGCAGAUGACACAGACGAACUGCAGGGUCACACAGUCAACCUGCUGUCAGCACUGCCUCUGCAGUGUCUCGACGUGCUGCUGGUGGCUCCUAUUCAGGCUGACUCCCAGCAGAGCCAGGGUGUCAACAUGGACUGUGUCCACAUCCUGCUGUCGUUCAUGGAGAGACGCCUUGAUUCGGGUGAUAAGGUCAAAGAGAAGCUGACACCAGUCCUCAACCUGCUGACGGAGAGCUGUAGAGCCCACAGAGAAACACGACAUUACAUCAGGAAACAUAUCCUGCCUCCUCUGAGAGACGUCUCACACCGGCCAGAGGAAGGCUCCUCAGUGAAGAGUCGUCUCAUCCGUCUCAUGACUCAUCUGGACACAGACCUCAAACACUGCGCAGCUGACCUCAUCUUUGUACUCUGCAAGGAGAAUGUGAGACGUUUUGUUAAGUACACGGGCUACGGUAAUGCAGCGGGCCUGCUUGCAACCAAAGGUCUGCUGGGUGGCCAGAUGUCCAGGACCCUUAGCUCAGGCACCCAAUACUCCAGCGAAUCAGACUCAGACACAGAAGAGUACCGGCAGGUCAAGGACCGUGUCAAUCCAGUGACAGGGCGAGUGGAGGCGGAGCAGCCAGACCCCAUGGAAGGCAUGACAGAGGAGGAGAAAGAGGAGGAGGCCAAAAGGCUGAUCAUGAUCUUCAACAAGCUGUCCAGAGAUAAGAUAAUCCAGCCAAUGGGAGUGAACUCAGAAGGGAGGCUUGUCCCAAUGUCAGGGCUCAGAGAAAACUCUCUCAAUGAGGGAGGGGAGUCUGGGUCAGAGAUCGACGAAGGAAAGGAAGGGAAGAACAACUGAAAGAUGGAAAAUAU